AUGGGCUCUCGCUCCCUUAAGGGCGACUGUGAGGAGGUCAUUUUCCCAGGCCUCGAGGCCAGCCCUGUGGUUCCCAUCCCUCGCGCCUUGGACGGUGCAGCCAUCGUUAUCCUCGCCAUCCCAGCCAAGGGGCUGCUGCCGUUCGCCGACACCUACGGGCCCCUUCUUGCGGGCAAGGUGGUAGUGGAUGUCACCAACCCCUCCCCAGAGGACCUCCGCCACAUGGCUGCGACCCUGGGCGGGGCCGCCCCCGCCCCCGCCAAGCGCGCCCUGAGGCCGUCCAAGGCCGUCGCGACCGUGGUCGGCGCGGCCAUGCGCGACGCCGACGCACGUGACCAGGCCCACCGCGCGCGCAGUGCUGCAGCGGCUGCGGCUGCCGGCGGUCAGGGGGCCUUUGGGGGUGGGUUUGGCACCAAGGACGUCAGCGACAUUGAGGCGUUUGAAGGCUGCACCGCAGUGCUGCCGGCCUCAUCCCAGUCCGCGGCGCUGCUGCUCCAGGAGUGCCUGUCCCGCGUGGCCCCCGGCGCCGCCGUCGUCAAGAGCAUGUGCAACCUCUCCUCCUACAUGCUGCUGCAUGGGGACCCGCUGACCGACAUUAUGAAGACCGUGGCCGCGUCUGACAGCCCCGAGGCGGCUGCAGCAUUCCAAACCCUGGGCCAGGCAAUGGGCCUGGAAGUCAGGACCGGCCCCGGCCUGAGGUAUGCCUCCACGCUGGAGGCGCGCCAGCGCGGCGUGCUCACCGACUGGCAGGUCUCUUUCUGGGUCAUGCUUAUCAGCUGGGUGCUGAUGCAGAUCUACACUGCCGUGCGCUACAACCAGUACGGCAACGAGCCCUGGGAACACAUCGUGAUGUGGAUCACCAACAAGAGCAUUGGCUGGCUGUCCCUGUGGGGCAUGAUGUACACGUACGCCCCUGGCACAAUCGUGUGGAUGGACAUGCGCAAGCCCCUGGGGCUCCUGACCCUGGCCGCCUUGAUCAUGCACCUCCUCCUCUCCACCUUCCUCUGGGCCCCCGGCUACUACGCCAGUGAGCGGUUGUAG
This is a messenger RNA of Monoraphidium neglectum, 1041 nucleotides long. RefSeq lists its product as hypothetical. Gene Ontology annotation, biological process: copper ion import. Gene Ontology annotation, molecular function: cupric reductase (NADH) activity; ferric-chelate reductase (NADPH) activity. The transcript is spliced from 10 exons. Gene Ontology annotation, cellular component: plasma membrane; endosome. The record is from RefSeq and is a predicted model, not a curated record. The coding region runs from base 1 to 1041 and encodes 346 amino acids. Lineage: Eukaryota; Viridiplantae; Chlorophyta; Chlorophyceae; Sphaeropleales; Selenastraceae.